Thamnophis elegans (Western terrestrial garter snake) is the source of this 1260-nucleotide messenger RNA. RefSeq names its product carbohydrate sulfotransferase 1 (gene CHST1). Gene Ontology annotation, biological process: keratan sulfate proteoglycan metabolic process; carbohydrate metabolic process; N-acetylglucosamine metabolic process. Gene Ontology annotation, cellular component: Golgi membrane. Gene Ontology annotation, molecular function: keratan sulfotransferase activity; N-acetylglucosamine 6-O-sulfotransferase activity. The record is from RefSeq and is a predicted model, not a curated record. NCBI's taxonomy places the organism in Eukaryota, Metazoa, Chordata, Lepidosauria, Squamata, Natricidae. The transcript has a single exon. Bases 1 to 1260 code for a protein of 419 amino acids.
AUGCAAUGUUCUUGGAAGGCUGUCCUCUUACUUGCUUUGGCCUCCAUUGCUAUCCAGUACACAGCCAUUCGCACUUUCACAACUAAGUCCUUCCAAAGUUGCCCUGUACCCAAUCCCAUGAAUUGUAGCCUGAAUCAGGAGGCUGAAUCUGCUGACAGACUGUGUGAUGAAAGCCCAACUUUUUCUUACAACCUUUCUAAGAAGACUCAUGUCCUGAUCUUAGCCACCACCAGAAGUGGUUCUUCUUUUGUUGGUCAGCUCUUCAAUCAGCACUUUGAUGUUUUCUAUUUAUUUGAGCCCCUUUACCAUGUCCAGUACACCUUGAUUCCAAAGUUAACACAGAUGAAGGGCUCCAUGGACCGACGGAUCAUGUUGGGAGCUGGCAGAGAUUUGCUGAGGAGUCUUUAUGAUUGCGAUCUUUACUUUUUGGAAAAUUACAUCAAACCCCAGCCGGUGAAUCACACCACAGACAGACUCUUCAGGAGAGGGGCCAGCAAAGCUCUGUGCUCUGCACCAGUGUGUGAGACAUUGGCACCAAUUGAUACCACUCUGGAAGAAGGAGACUGCGUAAAAAAAUGUGGCACUUUGAACUUGACUCUAGCUACCGAAUCAUGCAAAGAUCAUGGGCACGUUGCUAUCAAAACAGUGCGAGUGCCAGAGGUCAAUGACCUUCGGGCUUUGGUGGAUGAUCCAAGACUCAACCUGAAAAUUAUACAAUUAGUGAGAGACCCCAGAGGCAUCCUUGCUUCCAGGAGCGAAACAUUUAGAGACACUUACAGACUUUGGCGAAUCUGGGAUGGCACAGGUAGGAAACCCUACAACUUGGAUGUGACACAGCUCACCACUGUUUGUGAGGACUUUUUGAACUCCGUAUCCACUGGCUUAAAUAGACCUUCAUGGCUGAAAGGCAAAUACAUGUUGGUGCGAUAUGAAGACCUAGCUAGGAAUCCUCUGAAAAAGACUGAGGAAAUAUAUGAAUUCCUCGGUAUUCCAAUGGAUAGCAAUGUGGAACGAUGGAUACAGAAUAAUACAAGAGGAGACAGGUCUUCAGCUAAGCACAAAUACGGGACUGUCCGAAAUUCAGCAGCAACAGCAGAGAAGUGGCGGUUCCGCCUCUCCUAUGAAAUUGUAGCGUUCACACAGAAUGCAUGCCAGCAGGUAUUAAUACAACUGGGUUACAAACUGGUGUCCUCUGAGAAGGAACUAAAGAACCUCUCCAUAAGUCUGGUGGAAGAAAGGGAUUUCUUGCCCUUUUGGUAA